Messenger RNA from Neltuma alba, 330 nucleotides. Its product is annotated as protein transport protein Sec61 subunit beta-like. NCBI's taxonomy places the organism in Eukaryota, Viridiplantae, Streptophyta, Magnoliopsida, Fabales, Fabaceae. The record is from RefSeq and is a predicted model, not a curated record. Gene Ontology annotation, cellular component: Sec61 translocon complex. The coding region runs from base 1 to 330 and encodes 109 amino acids. Gene Ontology annotation, biological process: intracellular protein transport. The transcript has a single exon.
AUGGCGAGAGGGGCAUCUCAAUCUCAAUCCGCCACCAUGGCAUCGACCGCCCGCCCAGGAGUCAUGGCUCCACGUGGCUCUGCUGCCGCCACAGCUGGCAUGCGCCGCCGUCGCAUGACAGGAGCUGGUGGUGCAGGAAGCAGCUCCGGCAGCGGAGUCGGAGGUGGUUCUGGAGCUGGCGCCAACAUGUUAAGGUUCUACACAGACGACGCCCCGGGGCUGAAUAUUUCGCCGACUAUGGUGCUGGUGAUGAGCCUGUGCUUCAUCGGAUUCGUUACGGCUCUGCACGUGUUUGGCAAGCUCUACCGCUCUCGAUCUGGCAGCGAUUGA